AGUGAGAAGGGGACUGAUCGCUAGCUUGGGUGCUAACGAUUAUAGAAACUGGGGUGAACGUGGAGAUGUUUCACAGGGUGUGCUUCCUUUUCUAAAAGCGCAUAUUGGAUACCUGUUUGUCACGAAGAGGCCUGGAGGACGGGCCGUUUUCAAACGGAACCAACAUACAUUUCUGCAUGUAUUGUAGCUAACCAUCGCGCCGUGUAGCCACAGCAGCUCCAGCCGGAGCCCGUCUCCAAAACAAGAAUGGGGUCUAGGUCCACAUCACGGCUUAGGUAAAUAAAGUGACCUUUGGUUGUGUUCUCUAAAUGGCAAAUUUCACGAAUUACCAAGAAAGCAAAGCCGCUAUGUUGUUAGUGGAGACGCAACAGAGGGUCAUCGGGACGAAACCAGCGGCGGCGGCGGCCAACAGCAACGACACCUCGGUCGGGGAACCCCCUUCCCUAUUAUUGAAUAUCGGUGGCGUCGGAGCCAGCGGAGCUCGUGUCCAUCAGCAGCACUUUCCACCCUCCAGACAACAUCACUACCCCCAGAGCUCGCUGCCCAAAGAACAACAACACCCGCUGUCGCACCACUACCAGGCGGCGACGCAGCAACCGCAGCAUCAUCUCUCCGGUGAAAACAUAACGGAGUCCCCGGUAAGGAAAGCUUCGUCGUCGUCUUUGAACCUGGUACAACAGGACCCUGCUGCUAGCCACCACACACACGCCGCGUCGGUAAACGCAGCGUCGGCCGCGAUACAACUCGCCGUGAAUGCUAAUGUUAGCGUGGCUACCUCAGAAGGUGUCGUGGACGACAUUCAGAAGUGUGGCUAUCUGCGGAAACAGAAACACGGCCACAAGAGGUUUUUCGUGCUGAGGGCGGCCAGCCACCUAGGCCUCAGCCGGUUGGAGUAUUAUGACAGCGAGAAAAAAUUCCGUAAUAGCCUGCGGUCUGCUGCUGCAGCCGCCGCAACCGGUACGGCCGCCCCUUCUCCCCCGAAAAGGGUGAUCUAUCUGUAUCAGUGCUUCACUGUCAACAAAAGAGCAGAUUCCAAAAACAAACACCUCAUAGCCCUCUACACUAAGGAUGAAUACUUUGCGAUUGUGGCUGAAAAUGAGCAGGAACAAGACGACUGGUACGUUGCCCUGAGUGAAUUGAUGAGUGAGGGGAAAAAGGGUCAUCUAGACUCUGAUGAGUUGGAUGAUGGCUACGGUACCGUCACACCAGGUACGGUUUUCAAAGAGGUGUGGCAGGUGAACGUGAAACCCAAAGGGCUGGGUCAGACCAAGAACCUCACAGGUGUGUAUCGUUUAUGCCUCUCUACUAAAACUAUCCACCUGGUCAAACUAAACUGUGAGACGCCAUGUGUCAACCUUCAGCUGAUGAACAUCAGACGCUGUGGACACUCAGAAAGCUUCUUCUUCAUGGAGGUGGGUCGGUCAUCCUCUAUAGGCCCUGGGGAGAUAUGGAUGCAGGUAGAUGACUCUGUAGUGGCACAGAACAUGCACGAGACCAUUCUGGAGACCAUGAAGGCUCUGAAGGCCUUCACCGAGAUCCGCCCCAGGAGCAAGAGCCAAUCGUCUGGCUCCAACCCCAUUGCUUUCAUCACCACCCGCCGUCACCUAGGCAACCUGCCUCCGAGCCAAACAGGUCUCCAGCGCCGCUCCAGGACCGAGUCGGUGGUUGGGACGCCGCCAUCAAGUAAGAGCUCUGGCGCCAGCGGCUAUCGCUUCCGAACAUCGAGCGAGGGUGAGGGGACGAUGAACCGGCCGUUCCGCUCCGUUACUGGCAGCCUGAUCCACCUGAACACCGCCCGGAUCCACCUGGGGCGCCAGGAGGGCGGGGUAGGGGCGGGGAACACCGGGAGCACCGGGGGAGUAGGGCGCUACGCCAGGGCGCUACCAGGCUCCACCUACCACGCCCGCUCCGCCUCACUCCCCGUCUCCCACUUCCCCUCCACCACCUCCCCCGUCAGCGUGUCCAGCAGCAGCGGGCACGGCUCGGUCUCCGAUACCCUCACCCGGCCCUCCUCCGCGUCAAUCUGCGGUUCCCCCUCCGACGGAGGCUUCAACUCCUCAGACGAGUACGGCUCAAGCCCUGGGGACUUCCGCUACUUCCGGGUCCGGAGCAACACGCCUGAUUCCCUGGGCAACACCCCACCUAUCAGAGAGGAGAACAGCAUGAGCGACUACAUGGUCAUGGGCUGGCACCGCGAGGUGUUUGGUGCGGGCGGCGGGGGAGGGAGUAGUUCUGGUAGCGUGGAGACCCCCCACCGGGACGAGAGCACGUCGACGGAUGACGACCGGUCCCUGAGGAGGCAGACCCACUCGUUCACGCGGCCCGGGGGUCAGGGUGGUGUUACCAGCGGCAGCAGUGGCGUGACUGUGUACCAGAAGAUGACCCAGACCACCUUCUCGCUGGACGAGUCGGUGUCCGUGAGAGAGGCCCUGUCUCUGGGCCGUACCGACAGCAUCACCCAGCCUUCCUCCUCUUCUUCCUCCCUCCGCUCUGACUACAGCUCCUGCUCCGAGCACAGCCAGGGCCGACCCCCUCCUCCCUCCUCCUCCUCGGCCAAGGAGGACAGCGGCUACAUGCCCAUGUUGUGUGGGGUGGCAGCCUCACCCUGUGACGCCCCGGACUACAUGCCUAUGCAAGCCAGCUCCCCCUCUCACCACCACCACCAUCACCAACCCUCCCACUCUCCCCAAGCCCCCAGCUCAGCCCUAGCCCCACGUUCGCCCCAACAGCCCACAGACCCCAGCGGCUACAUGAUGAUGCUACCAGGGGGGCGGAGCUCCUCUUCCCCAGUCCAGGCCUCCCCCAGCCCCCACAGCAGUAGCAGUAACAUGGGUCUGGGUGGAGUUAGUGUCAGUAGUUCUGGUAGUAUAGUGGAGCGUCCUGAGAAUGGAGAAUACAUGGACAUGUCUUACAGCAUAGGAGGAGGUGGAGGGGACGCGGCAGGGGGACGGAAGCUCUCCAACGAGGGGGGAUACUAUGCACUGAGCACCCCUGAAGGGAGAGACCCUAAAUCAUACAGCCCCUACUUCUCCCUGCCUCGCUCCUACAAGGCCCCCGCUGCAAGAGAGAGAGAACAGAGGGAACAUGAUGAGUAUGUGCCUAUGAGCUCCCCGGCGAAACCAGUCUACUCCCAGAUCGCUACCGGCAACGUCGCCGAGAGGGGCGUGACGACGAGGGGUGUUGGUAGUGGGGGGUCAGACACCCAUCACAUCCCGCCUCACGCCUACCCGCCCCCUCCCUACGGGGUGCACCACCAAGCGGCUAACGGUGACCGACGGACGACCCCGGUCCGGCCCAACCGCCUCCCCCUAGGGCGCCGCAGCUUCCACGGGUCUCUGAGGGUCAGCGAGCCGGCCGCCGACGAGGUACUCUCCAGCCCUGGAGAGUACAUCAACAUCGAGUUUGGGGGCUGCUACAGACCCCCCACGUCCUAUCCUCUCUCUGCCCAGGAUGGUUCAUCCUCGGUGGGCUCUGCUGAGCAGCGCCGCUCCCCUCCCCACCCCCAUCCUCAGAACCAGGACUAUAUGAGUGUAGAGGUGGGGGUUGGAGGUGGUGGUAGUGGGGUUGAUGAUGGAGGUCGCCUGGCUAAGAACAAGUCUCCCAGACCCUCUCUGGUGGCUCCCUGGAACCCACCCAGCUACAUCCGACCUCUUGCCACUGGGGCCUCCGUGAGUGGGGCCCCUGGUUCUUCUGGAGCUCGAUGGCGGACGGGGACAGAUGACUACACAGAUAUGACCUUUAACCUCAGCAGGGGUGAGGAGUCGCGGGGGUUACGGAGUAGCCCCACGGCCAUGCUGCAGCAUCUGUGUUUGAUGGAGGGCCGCUACCCCCCCACCUUACCCCCCAACUCUGCCUCCCCUCCCUCCUCCAGCCCCCAGCCUGAGCCCAUCAAGGUGGUACGCGCGGACCCCCAGGGGCGACGCAGACACAGCUCCGAAACCUUUUCCUCAUCCUCCACCUCCGGAGGAGGCGGAACCACAAGCUCCAGCACCAACCCCUCCUCGGACUCAGCCAACCCCUCAGCCCUCAACGUAGCUCCUUUGGCUGAGAGCUCCAAGUGGACCGGCUCUGGCUCCUUUGACAGUGUGUGGAUGUGUGUUGAGGGGGUAGCGGGGGACUCGGCCGGCCUCCAUGCCCGGCCAGGGCCUUCUGAUCUGGGCAUGGCCUCUGCCUCAUCUGGGUGUCCUCCUGGAGGUCGGAUGUGCAGGAACAUGUCUGUAGGGUAUCAGAAUGGACUCAACUACAUCGCCCUGGAGCUGAGAGAGGACCGGGACUCUAACCCUCUACCCAUACCCCAGCAGCAGGGGGGCACCGGGCAUGGUACCGGGGCGACCCCCAACGCUCCCCAAGCCAGUAACGUGACUGUGCCAGUAGCGGAGGACAACGGAGCCUACGGCUGUAUAGACUUCAUCAAGUCAGACGGGAUGACUGCCACGUCCAAGGACUGAUGAUGGAUGGAGGGAUCUGAGAGGGGUGCAUCACAGACCCCCUAACCCCCUCCACCGUGGCCUUCAACACCCCCACACCACACUUUGACCGUCAACCCCUCAACCUCAACCCCCAAGGCCAGCCCACGAGGUCACACCCCCUCUGAACAACAACAACCGCAACAUCACUAAAACGAUCGAAGACGAAGACUGAAGGCACUCGCAUUUGUGUUUUAAUAAUUUUUUUGUUACUUUGUUUUUAAUGAUAUUUUGUUUUUUCUCAGACCGUCUGGUUCUGAGGCUGCUGUCGAUGUUAAAGGACUUUAGAUAUAAUAACUUUUAUUUCUGAUCUAACAGUACGAAAAGGGAGCUUUGCUUAAACAGUUGAGUAUGGCUGUAUAACAGUAAUGAAUAAUACGUCUUAGAGACUGGGUGGAGGCCGACCGGUCAGUACAGUUUUCUCUUAAGACUUAUAUACACACUACUAUAUUUAUUGCCACAAAAGGUUUCAGGUGCAUUUAUUAUGUUAACAUGAUUUAUUUAGUAUUUUUGUAUUAGGUAGCAGAGAAGGGUACUGGACUCAACGAUGGUCCCAGUUUUCCUGAUGAAAAAGAUUUUCUGUAAAAGAAGCAGGUACUUUAUUUCCACUUAAGGGCCUUAUUAGCACAGUUCUGGUACAGUGUGUGUGUGUGACGCUUACACAAACACACACACACACACACACUUUCACAUAUCUGGCUGCUUGUCUGUCCUCUUUAGGCUACAUUGAAUGACUACACACACGUGUCAGUGUGUCCUGUUUAGGCUAGGCGACACCUGUUGUUUCUGUGACUCCACUAGUCUGUCAGCAGGGCUGCUGGUUCACAUAAACACACACAGGGGGCCUGGGCCUCGUUAGGGGUCCCAGUAAUCCGACUCUACCCCCCAAGGUGCAACGUGCUGGGCAUAUUUGCCCCCUGUGCAACACACACACACACACACACACACACACACUCAAUACACACGUGGACACGCACACAUACUCAUACAAACACACAUCUCUGUCAGCCUCUAACUUCCCUGCUUAUGAACUCUAGACCCUUCCCACUGCCAAUAGGAGAGAGAGAGAGAGAGGAGGAGGAGGGGGGGUGAGGGUCUAUUCUCGAUCUAAACAGAUCCACCAGUGGUUUGCUGGAAAUGACCUUAGGGUUAGCGCUGGGGGAAGUAGCUACAACAAAGGGUUGAAAACGAGAUGAGAGGUGCAAUACUUUCUGUUCAAUGUGUUGCUUGGAAUCAGUCGCUUUGUUCGCCUCAACACAACAGCUGCCCAAACACGUCACGCAUCUUCGCAUCUUGCCAAAACAACGCACAUUUCCACCAUCGACUCGCCACACGACAAGACUCAUGGGUUUUAUUUUCUGAUAGGAAAGGGUAGAAGUUAGAAAAACGAGUGUCAGCGCACAACUUGAGAACAGAGGAGUGAUAGAAAGACCAUCGGAACUCUGAAAGCUGAAGGCCUUCCUCUUUUUUAUUAUUUUCUUUCAUUUUAAGUAUUUUACUUUUACGCAAGUAUGACAAUUAAGUACUUUUUUUCACCACUGGUUAAAUACCACAAUAACUUUAAGCAGUGCUUUGCUGCAAGCCUGUACAUGAUGUUUGCAUUAUAGUACAGCACAUAAGAGCAAAAUCCAAUGGGUACAGAUGAGUGUUAACUGCAGGCUUAACCUUAGCGGACUAAACUCCACUGAAUGGAACUUCACCAAAUGUAUUUUGACUCAAGUGUGCCAUGGGUGUUUGUAUAACAUUCCUCUAUUCUUUUUUUUUUUUUUACCUCCCUCUCCCUUCUGAAAGGCUGGAAGCUGUUAGUCCUAGAGGACUGUUGUGUAUUUUGCGGUAUAAUCUCUGUCAGCCUUUUAUGUAGUUAACCCACUGUAGAGGAGAGAUGGAUAGAGAGAGAAAGGGGGCUGGAGGGAAGAGGAGAUGUUAGUGGCUUGACUGUA
Coregonus clupeaformis (lake whitefish) is the source of this 6406-nucleotide messenger RNA. RefSeq names its product insulin receptor substrate 2-B-like. Gene Ontology annotation, cellular component: plasma membrane; cytosol. The coding region runs from base 309 to 4448 and encodes 1379 amino acids. Gene Ontology annotation, biological process: insulin receptor signaling pathway. The record is from RefSeq and is a predicted model, not a curated record. Gene Ontology annotation, molecular function: insulin receptor binding; phosphatidylinositol 3-kinase binding. The transcript has 2 exons. NCBI's taxonomy places the organism in Eukaryota, Metazoa, Chordata, Actinopteri, Salmoniformes, Salmonidae.